Messenger RNA from Diorhabda carinulata, 1055 nucleotides. It is a transcript of the gene Nup37, whose product is annotated as nucleoporin Nup37. The record is from RefSeq and is a predicted model, not a curated record. The transcript has 5 exons. The coding region runs from base 56 to 1024 and encodes 322 amino acids. NCBI's taxonomy places the organism in Eukaryota, Metazoa, Arthropoda, Insecta, Coleoptera, Chrysomelidae. Gene Ontology annotation, cellular component: nuclear pore outer ring. Gene Ontology annotation, molecular function: protein binding.
GCGGCAGUUGUAUUUUUAGGUUAUGUGCAUUGUUUUAAAAUUUUAAAAUAUUCCAAUGAUUGAUUUGAUGGAAGCUAAUAGAAAAAACUUGAGCGAACCUUUUUAUGUAAAACAGUUAUCAGAAUAUGGGCAAAUAGUCUGUAUUCAAUUUUCUCCCUUCGAAUGGUCUCAAGAUGUGUUCUUAAUUGGUUUCAAGAAGAAAAUAUUGCUUGCCCACUUAGAAAUAACUGAUAUUCUUUCAGUAAAAAUUGUUACGGAAUUUUCACAUCCAGUACGAUGUACAACGUUAAGUAUAUCUCCGGAUACAUCGCUUGUAGCCUUACCAAGUAAAGUUGUGUUUUGUGCUGGAGGCAGUGAUUUCAAAAUUAGAGUGUUUAAUAGUGACCUUUCCGAAAACAGCACCUGUAAAGUACUUAGCGGUCACAUAAGUUAUAUAAACGACUGCAUGUAUGAUCCAGAAAAUAACUACUUGGCAUCAACUAGUGAUGAUAACACUGUAAAAAUUUGGUCUACAGAUGAUUAUGUUCUGAAAUCAACUUUUUCUCUUACAUCUCCAGGAAUCAGUGUUUGCUGGCAUCGUGCUGAUAGUUGUAAGCUUUUAGUAGCUGAAAAAAUUGGAAUUAUAAGAUUUUAUAAUGUAGAAACCGAAACAUCCAUAUUAUCCAUUGAUUAUAAUAAACCAUUAUCUUGUGCUCACUGGGCACCAUCAGAUAGUGAUGUAAUAGCAUCCCUUCAACUUGGUGAAUUACUUAUAUGGAACCUAUCGAAACCCUGUUUACCAGUUCAGAUCAAUACGCUAUUUCCAGAAAAUGGGGGAUGUAUUCAAUUUUCACCUCAAGGGGAGCUUAUAGCAGCAGUAAAUAGUUUGGAUGGUAGUUUGAGAAUUUUUCAUGUAAAGAGUCAGGCAGUAAAACUAACGGCUGGAGUUACUUUACCAACGAAUCUUUGCUGGCAUUAUAGAUAUCCAUUAGUGUGUAUUGCAGAUGAUUUUAAAUUGUGUUUUUGGAAAGUUACUGCUAAUUAGGUUUAUUUUAUGAAUAAAUCAAUUUUGAGAA